UAUUUUAUUUUAUUCAAAUGACACAUGAAAGUUUUUACAUACAUAUAUUUUUUUCGAAAUAUCACGCUCUCAAAAAUGCUGACAGAAACGUCUCCAUCAUUUAUAUGUGAAAAGGAUAAAAGCUACGAUGAUUAUUUGGAUAACAUGAAAAAAGAAUUUCUUACCAAAUGGGAACACAAUAAUCUUUCAAUAAUGGGUGGAUUAGAUGAUCAUGAACAAAUAGCAGUUUUGGGAGUUGGUUCUUUUGGGCGAGUGAAACUCUGUAAAGCCCCUGCUACGGGCAAGUAUGUAGCCGUCAAAGUCAUGCUCAAAGAGUACAUUGUCAAGCAUAAACAAGUUAAACAUGUUCAUCAAGAAAAACGUGUCUUACAGUCAAUCAAUUUUCCAGUCUUGAUGACAUUGGAAUUUGCUAGAAAGGAUAAUGAUUAUAUUUAUUUGGCAAUGCCAUAUAUUAAUGGUGGAGAACUUUUUUCAUUUCAUCGAAAACUAAAAAAGUUCAAUGAAAAACAAGCAAAAUUCUACGGUGCUCAAGUAUUUCUUGGUCUUGAGUACUUGCAUACAUUACAACUUCUUUAUAGAGAUUUAAAGCCUGAAAAUAUUCUUCUAGACCAUAAAGGAUACAUUCGUAUAACCGAUUUUGGAUUUGCCAAAAGAGUAUUGGACAGAACAAUGACACUUUGUGGAACUCCUGAGUAUCUUGCUCCAGAAAUUAUUCAGGCCAAACCUUACGGAUGUAGUGUAGACUGGUGGGCCUUUGGCAUCCUUAUUUAUGAAUUCGUUAGCGGAAAGUCACCAUUUUCACAUUAUAACAAGGAUCCCAUGAAAAUGUAUGCCAAAAUCUGUGAUUGCGAUUAUAAGAUGCCAUCAUAUUUUAGUAAGGAUCUUAGAGAUUUGGUUGGCAAUCUUCUACAAGUUGAUCUUUCGAAGAGGUUUGGUAACAUGAUGAAUGGAAAUAAGGACAUCAAGAGGCAUAAUUGGUUUAAAUCCAUGGAUUGGUGUGCUUUGUAUAAUCAAGAAGUUGAAGCCCCUUACAUUCCUACCACAACCGAUCUGGAAGAUACUAGUAAUUUCGACAAAUAUCCAAACGUCCCGAUGGUCCACUCGAAUUUAAAUAAGUUUGAAGAAUAUUUCGCAGAUUUUUAAGA
Episyrphus balteatus (marmalade hoverfly) is the source of this 1145-nucleotide messenger RNA. RefSeq names its product cAMP-dependent protein kinase catalytic subunit 2-like. The coding region runs from base 25 to 1143 and encodes 372 amino acids. Gene Ontology annotation, biological process: peptidyl-serine phosphorylation. The transcript is spliced from 4 exons. NCBI's taxonomy places the organism in Eukaryota, Metazoa, Arthropoda, Insecta, Diptera, Syrphidae. Gene Ontology annotation, molecular function: cAMP-dependent protein kinase activity; ATP binding. Gene Ontology annotation, cellular component: nucleus; cAMP-dependent protein kinase complex. The record is from RefSeq and is a predicted model, not a curated record.